GGAGUAUACAACGAUCCUGUAACAGCCUCAUUUCGUCUUCUGACUGUGUAAUCUCCUCCAUUAUGGCGUCCACCAACCCUGCGCUCCGUCUCGAAGUCAAGCGCAUCUACAAAGAGCUGCUCUACAUGGGACGGGACUAUCCUCAAGGUUACGACUACUUCCGGAACCGCUUGCACAAGGCGUUCUUCAACCAGCGGCAUCUCACCGACGAAGAGGCCAUUAAGAAGGGCAUCGAGAGGGCCGAGUUUGUGAAGAAAGAAAUCGAAGCACUGUACUUUCUCAAGCGUUAUCGAACGUUGAAGCAUAGAUAUGCACCGUCCUAGACCCCGCAGUCAACAAGUUGAUUGUUAGCGGUCGGAGUGCACGACCCGGUCACAUCACAAUCCUCAGAACCCAAGCAGUCUAGUGGCCCUAGCCGCCGGAGUCGAGGUCGAUUAACGUAUUCUUUCGACCAGUUUCGGGUAUCAAUCAAAAACAAAC
Molecule: messenger RNA, 480 nt
Organism: Westerdykella ornata
Lineage: Eukaryota; Fungi; Ascomycota; Dothideomycetes; Pleosporales; Sporormiaceae
Product: LYR motif-containing protein 5A
Exons: 4
Coding region: 63-323 (86 amino acids)
Biological process (GO): respiratory electron transport chain
Cellular component (GO): mitochondrion
Source: RefSeq, a predicted model, not a curated record